This is a messenger RNA of Chionomys nivalis (European snow vole), 5656 nucleotides long. RefSeq names its product DENN domain containing 6B (gene Dennd6b). The coding region runs from base 1186 to 2946 and encodes 586 amino acids. Gene Ontology annotation, cellular component: recycling endosome. NCBI's taxonomy places the organism in Eukaryota, Metazoa, Chordata, Mammalia, Rodentia, Cricetidae. Gene Ontology annotation, molecular function: guanyl-nucleotide exchange factor activity. The record is from RefSeq and is a predicted model, not a curated record. The transcript has 24 exons.
CGGCUGGGAGGUGGACAAGGAGGCCCCUGACAGGCUGAGACCGGUUCUGAGAGCGGGGAAACUGGCCGACCACUGACAGACACGAGAGGCUGCAAGUUCACCAGUGCUGUACAAAAAUACAACCCGGCGCGAGUGGUGCACUUGGGAGACCAAAGCAGGAGGGCAAGCAAAACAUUGUCGCUCCGGACGUAGUGGCACACGUCUUUAAUCCCAGCACUCCAGAGGCAGGGGGAAAUCUCUGUCAGUUCGAGGCCCGCCUGGCCAACCCAGCGAGUUCCUGCCCUGGCAACAGGAGCAAGGUAGAGAGUGCCCAUGGAAAGCCAGUGUCUCCUGUCGGAAGUUAGUGUGCUGGAUGAAAGUGGACCUGGAGCUGAUGUGAUGCAGGCAGAGCUCUGUGAAUUCAAGAUGCGCCUGGUCUACAUAUCAAGUUCCACCCAGGCCAGGACAAAUGAGGGUGUGUGUUGAAAGACAGUGUUUCUCUGUGCAGCCCUGGCUGUCCUGGAACUCAUUCUGCAGAUCAUGCAGGUCGAAACUCAAGAGAUCCGCCUGCCUCUACCUUCUGAGUGCAGGGAUUAAAGGCCUGCGCCACCACUACCCAGAAGUGGUUUUCACACUUUUAAAGGAUUGAGUUCAUUUUGAGGUUUGUCUAUAACUAGCUUGGUCAGUUGUCUGGUGUGAAUGCUAUAGAUGACGAAGUCCUGUAGCGAUGACACGCAAAAUGAACAUUAAGCUCACAACCCUCGGCCGGGGUGGAUACCCCUAGGUGGUCCAAUACAAUUCUACGUGAUUCGAAAAAGCGAAAACGUCUGACGCCCCCCUAGUAGGCACCACCACACGCCCAAAGUCCCAUCGAAUCAGAUGCAGGCCAGGGAUAUCAGAACCAGCAUUGCUCGCCGGCCAGACUGACAACCGCACUAUCUCCCCCACCCUCCACGGGCGGACCCGGGUCACGCAUCCUCCACUGUCGGGAAGUGCCACCAGCUCUAGACCCCUCUAACCGGCUGGGGCCUUUCUCGCUGGUACAUUAGCCGACGCCCCAGGGCGGGAGCUCCUCUGGCGCCAGGGGGCGCGCGGCUGCUCAGGGGACCUUCUGGCCUGCGGCGGCGGCAGCUCGACUGCUCCGAGGCAGGCCAGGUGAACCCCUGCGUUUCCCCGCAACGUGCGGGUAUCGCUUGAGCUACUACCAUGGAGGUGCCGGUGGAUACCGGGCCUCGGCAAGCUGGCGGAGGACUAGGCGUGGCCAGAUCCACGUCCUCCGGCCGUGCAGCGCGGGCCUCGGCGAUACCCUGGGCGCGCUUCUCUGCCUGGCUGGAGUGCGUGUGCGUGGUCACCUUCGAUCUGGAGCUGGGCCAGGCGCUGGAGCUCGUCUAUCCGAGUGACUUCCGGCUCACAGAUAAGGAGAAAAGCAGCAUCUGCUACCUGUCCUUUCCAGACUCCCACUCAGGAUGCCUUGGAGACACUCAGUUCAGUUUCCGCAUGCGUCAGUGUGGAGGUCAGAAGAGCCUCUGGCAUGGUGACGACAGGCCUUAUAACAGCAAGGCCCCCUUGGCACUGCAGAGAGAGCCAGCGCACUACCUGGGCUAUGUGUACUUCAGACAGGUGAAGGACAGCUCCAUGAAGAGGGGCUACUUCCAGAAGUCUUUAGUGCUGGUGUCCCGGCUGCCAUUUGUCCGGCUGUUUCAGUCACUCCUAAGCCUGAUCGCCCCUGAAUACUUUGAGAAGCUGGCACCCUGCCUGGAAGCAGUUUGUAAUGAGAUUGACCAAUGGCCAGCCCCCGUGCCUGGGCAGACCCUGAACCUACCUGUCAUGGGAGUCGUCAUUCAGGUGCGCAUCCCAUCCAGGGUGGACAAGCUGGAACCCAAUCCGCCAAAGCAGUGUGACCAAGAGAACCUGCUGCCAGCCCCAGUCGUCCUCACUAGUGUCCAUGAACUGGAUCUGUUUAGGUGCUUCCGGCCAGUGCUAACUCAUGUGCAAACCCUGUGGGAGCUCAUGCUCCUUGGGGAGCCCCUCGUGGUCCUGGCACCCUCGCCUGAUGUCUCUUCAGAACUGGUGCUAGCCCUGACCAGCUGCCUACAGCCCCUAAAGUUCUGCUGUGACUUCCGCCCCUACUUCACCAUUCACGACAGUGAGUUCAAGGAGCUCACAACACGAACACAGGCUCCACCAAACGUGGUCCUAGGAGUCACAAACCCUUUCUUUAUCAAAACACUCCAGCACUGGCCUCAUGUCCUCCGAAUUGGGGAGCCCAAGAUGUCAGGGGACCUUCCUAAGCAAGUCAAGCUUAAAAAACCCUCACGGCUGAAGACCCUCGACACCAAGCCAGGCCUCUACACCUCAUAUACUGCCCAUCUCCACCGGGACAAAGCACUGCUUAAACGGCUGCUAAAGGGCGUACAGAAGAAGAGGCCAUGGGACGCACAAAGUGCCCUGCUGAGGCGGCACCUCCUAGAACUCACACAGAGUUUCAUCAUUCCCCUGGAGCACUACAUGGCGAGCCUCAUGCCACUGCAGAAGAGCAUCACACCCUGGAAGAGCCCCCCCCAGAUCUGCCCCUUCCGCCAGGAUGAUUUCCUGCGUAGCCUGGAACACGCGGGACCCCAGCUCACCUGCAUCCUCAAGGGCGACUGGCUGGGCCUCUACAGGCGUUUUUUCAAGUCCCCCCAUUUUGAUGGCUGGUAUCGGCAGCGGCAUAAAGAGAUGGCCCAGAAGCUGGAGGCUCUACACCUGGAAGCUAUUUGUGAGGCGCAGAACAUUGAGGCCUGGAUGAAGGACAAGUCGGAGGUGGAAGUGGUGGACCUAGUCCUGAAACUUCGAGAAAAGCUGGUGCGGGCACAAGGCCACCAGCUCCCUGUGAAGGAGGUGACACUGCAGCGGGCUCAGCUGUACAUCGAUACAGUUAUUGGCUCCCUGCCCAAGGACCUACAAGCAGUCCUGUGCCCUCCCUAGGACAGAGCCAACUUGUGUGGUCCUGGAGGCCUAAGUCUGCCAAGUUCCCUCUCCUGUGAAGGCAGGCCUCCACCAAGCUGGGGGCUCCCAGCCUUGGGCUCCUACCUCAGCUUCAGCCCCCUCCUGGAACCACCUCUGUCCCAGCAGUAAAAAUGACAUUUGGAAUAACAGUCUGGUCCCUGACUAUGGGGGGAUUCUGUGCUGGCACUGCCUCGUUCCUUCCUGGACCCCACCUGUCCUCUGCAGCUGGAGGUGGGAGUGGGCUAGUAACCCUCACUGAUGUAGGUGCCUUCACCACCUGCCCCCUCUUGGCGCCCAUCUGCCCACACUUCAGGAUGCCUUGUGUUGUGGGUCCUUUAGCCCAGCAUGCUUCCCAGCUCAGAGCAGAGGGAGGCAGCUGCCAGGGCCAGCCCCUCUUCUUUACACUCCACUCAUUCUGUCUUCUGGGGAGUGAUGGGUACUUUGCCUAGGCUGUUCCUUGAGCAGGCAGAAGCUCUUUGUCCUGUGAGGACCUAAAUCUCCUUCCUGCUGUGACUGGUCAGCAUGAGGGAGUGAGGAAUGGCUAUAGGACUGGGCGCCCACUCAGAAAGCAAGCUCAGGCUGGUUUUUUUUAGGUCCUCACCACAGUCCUUGUUCCCUUUCUUGGAACACCCCCUGGACACCUGCUCCAUGCAUUUCACCCAGGCUGCCAAGGGAGACUCCAGCUUUCCCCUCAUGUCUGCCCCUCCCCUUGAAGCUCGAAAACUUUGGGCUAUAGCCUAAUGUUGCAUUCUCUGCUGUCUUGUCCUUAGGGUGCAGUUGGUCUCGUAGGCCGUGGUGUUUCUUGGAGGUACUGUUCUGUGGUCUUCGUAGGAAAGGGCUAACCUCUGUGAUCCCAGGGACCUAAGGCUGCCAAGGGCCUCCCUCCCCCUUAAGGGUGUAUCCUGGUUUCAGCACCCCUUCUAGAACUACUUUGGUCCCAGCAGUAAAAAUGGCAUUUGGAACCACAGCCUGGUACCUUAAUGUUGAAGGAGUCGUUGCUGGCCCUGUCUUGCCCCUUCCUGGAUUGGAUACUGUUGUGCAAUGACCCCUCAAGCCCGAGCUUGGUACAAUGAGCUGCAAUGUUGCAACCCAGCACAAAAUUAGGGCUCUUGGGAUGGUGCAGACUAAAAUGAGGAACCAGAGUUGCAGCCAGACCCUGUGGAGUAUCAGAAACCUGUAGGAGGGUCUCCUGACCACUCAGACUAAAUCUGUGAGAUGAGGCUACAUCCCUGGGCAGUGUCAGGCAGUAGCAGGGAAAGAGGGGCAUUAAAAAGAGCGGGCUGUAUACCCUGUAACGCUUUAAGGGGUGUUGGCAAAGUAAGCUGAUGCAGAGCUGUACGAUGAGCUUUUGCUUUUUUCCAGAGCUCCCAUGUAGCAUGACUACAACCCGUUCUGGGUUCUUUGGACUACUUUGAUCAAACCCUCAAGUAUGUAUUGCCUUGCCCUUCUGCACUGAUCCUGGCUAAGUCCAGGCCUAACAAAGGCAGUCAGUCCAUUGUAAACAGUGCCAGCCCUGUUUCUAGAUCUUUGUACGUGUUCUCUCGUUUACCCCUCUGACCUCAGCCUAUAGCCUGUCACAUUGUAUCCAUUUUACAGACCAGGAAACAGUCAAGAUAGAUAUGCUGGUGUACAGUGAGCUGAUCAGUCUAACUCGGUGUCCAGUUAGAAAACUGAGCAGAGGCAGGUAGAGGUGGAGACCUUGGCAUUAGGAAGAGUGACCCUGAGUACCCGCUGGAACAGCGGUGCCAGCCUCACCACCAAAAGCCUGGUCUCUUAGGGAUCUUCGGAAAUGUGGCAUCUUCCACUGUGACAGAUGGAGCUCCCAGGCUAUGGGGACAGCAGAGUGCUAGCCAUUUGGAGUCUGCGAAACUGUGCCUUUAGUAUACCCAGCCUCCUACCCAAGUAUACAGUGGCCAGUUCUGAGGCCCUCAGGUCUUAGUGGUCCCACCCUAAAGAGCAUAUCUCAAAUGCCACUGCAAUGUGUGCUUCUCAUGUUUUCCUUUCACUUUCUGAGGGCUGAUAUACAGUAAACUUCAGAGUGGCUCCCAUGGACCUCAGUCACCAUCCACCUAGGACUGUAACUAGCUUCUGCCCUGGCAGUCGGUGAUGCCCAGAACACUGGACAUGGGACUCAGGAAACAGAUUAAGGGAGGUGGGAGGGUGUGGACACAACAGCACUGCCUAGGGCAUAGACCCAAGGCUGACAUGUGUAGGACAAGGAAAGUUCCAGUCCCUUUCAGGGGCUUGUUCUGGCUGCUGGGUAGUUUACAGCCUGGGCCCCUACCAGCUGCAUCCUCUUCUGCUCUUGCUCUCCCAGGAUGUGAUCAGCUCUGAGUUAGAGGGGCUUUGGUCCAGAGUAGGCUUAAACCUUCCAGUCCCUGCCAAGGACAGGGCCUGGAGGGAAGAAGACAGAUGGCUACAAGGAGGCGCUCCCCUCCCCCCAAGCCCAAGGUCCCUCAUGGUUAAGAUGCCUGGAUGCCUGGAUAGUGAAAAACUAAUCCAAGAGGCUGUGGUCCCCAGGGCUCCCUUUUGUGGCAAGUAGGAGAGAUCUGUGAGUGAGCAUUCAGGGGAUCUAGGAGGGCUGGGUGGAGGUCAUGAGGCGUCCAGCCCCAGGGACAGACCGGAAGGACAGGAGGGUUCUUUUACCCUCCUGCUUCCUGCCUUCUAUUUUGAGCCCUACUCAGUUUGG